Molecule: messenger RNA, 295 nt
Organism: Staurois parvus
Lineage: Eukaryota; Metazoa; Chordata; Amphibia; Anura; Ranidae
Source: the annotation of a GenBank genome assembly
CAGAAAGAACGGUACAAAUGCAGGCAGGGGACAGGACAAAGCACUCGGGACAAAAUUGUAUUGAGUGAAUGUCAAAUUUUUACAUUUUUGAAUUUCCCGCCGGUUCCGUCCCCCGUACGUCCCGAUGCUCGCAGGGAACGGAACCCGUAAGACAGAUGCCGGAAUCGGUCGGAGGACAUGGCUGGGGACGCUGCAGGGGGGACAUCGCGGGAGCGUAAGACAAGGUAAGUGCUGGAGGGAUCCCAGCUGUGUAUUCCUGAGUGUAGCUCGGGGGAUACCGCUUCUGGUACUGAAA